UUGUACUUUUUGAAUCCUUGCAGAUAUUCAAGAAAAAGAAGUCAGAGCGAUGGUGGGCAGCGACGUUGAGCUCAGCUGCGUUUACCCCGAAGAAAACAGUUUUGAUUUAAAUGACCUUUUCGUUUAUUGGCAAAUCCGUGAGGAACAGAAAACUGUGGUCGCUUGCUAUCUGUCCGGGAAUGACUCCACCGGCUACAGCCAUGACCGCUACCGGGACCGGGCCAGGCUGUCACUGGACCGCAUGAAACAGGGCGACUUCUCUCUGCAUCUCUACAACAUCACCCCCCAAGACGCACAGAAGUUUGACUGCCUGGUGUUCCGGAAAUCCUUGGAAUUGACAAAGAUUUUGCAAGUUGUGAUCACGCUGCAUGUGGCAGCAAAAUACAGCAUGCCUGUGGUCCAGCCCCCCAGAGACCCCUCCCAGGACAAGGAGCUCACCUUCACGUGUACGUCUAAGAAUGGCUAUCCGAGGCCAAAUGUGUACUGGAUCAACAAGACGAACAACAGGCUGCUGGACGAGGCCCUGCAGAACAACACGUUCUUCUUGAAUGAGAGGGGCUUGUAUGACGUGGUCAGCGUCCUCAGGCUCAGGUGGACCCCCAACGUGAACGUCGGCUGCUGCAUAGAGAACGUGCUUCUGCACCAGAACCUGACUGUCAGCAGCCAGACAGAAACGCUCACUGGGACGAAGGACAGCAUCACAGAGGACCCUCCCAACACCCACGAGGAGAGAAACAGGGCCGUGUUCAGCGUCCUGGCCAUCCUGGCUGUGGCCGUGGCCGUGGCUACAGGCUGGGUGUGCAGAAGCAGGUGUCCCUGUGGAAGCCACACAGGUGCCUGGCGGCGAGGCUGGAGCAGGAGCUCACCGACCACGUGUGACGAGAACUUACCACCCCGGGUGUGUACAGAGCUUCUGUGAGAUGCCACCAGGAGGGACGUUGGACGGCAGCUUGAGAGUUGACUCGGGCAGCUGGUGACAAAAGGGGCCUUCAUGGACCUGGAGCCUCUCUGGCCUGGAGGGGACAUGCAGGGGCUUCUCCUGGAAGGACCACGCCUGAUCACAGGAGAAUGUGCUGGGUGAUGCCCCGAUAUCGGAGUGAGGUCCUUUCAAAAGGGUCCACAGCUCUGGAACGUGAGUGCCCUGGGUGAGUG
Ceratotherium simum simum (southern white rhinoceros) is the source of this 1152-nucleotide messenger RNA. NCBI's taxonomy places the organism in Eukaryota, Metazoa, Chordata, Mammalia, Perissodactyla, Rhinocerotidae. The record is from RefSeq and is a predicted model, not a curated record.